This is a messenger RNA of Empidonax traillii (willow flycatcher), 2582 nucleotides long. RefSeq names its product retinoic acid-induced protein 3-like. Bases 223 to 1293 code for a protein of 356 amino acids. The record is from RefSeq and is a predicted model, not a curated record. Gene Ontology annotation, molecular function: G protein-coupled receptor activity; protein kinase activator activity. Gene Ontology annotation, biological process: G protein-coupled receptor signaling pathway. Lineage: Eukaryota; Metazoa; Chordata; Aves; Passeriformes; Tyrannidae. The transcript is spliced from 4 exons. Gene Ontology annotation, cellular component: signaling receptor complex; plasma membrane; extracellular exosome.
AGGCGUGCUCGGCCCCACCUCCUCAGCCCUCCAGCUGUUAAAGCUCCCACCGAGGGUGAGCGCGGAGCUUCUGCUCUGCCGGGGUUGCGGAAGGUGCCUGUGUUACUGCUGCACUGGAAACUUGCCUCUUGCAGACGGAGCCUCCCUGUUGCCUUCACCAGGCAGGACCCAGAAAGCUUUGGGGAAACAUUUCUCAGAGAGGUUGUUCAAGAAGGCAAGAGGAUGACGACGUCACCUCCCCAAGGGUGCGGCAGCAUCCAUGCUGACUACUACCGGCUCUGUGACACAGAGAUGGCCUGGGGGAUUGUCCUGGAGUCUCUGGCUGCAGCAGGCAUCCUCAUCACCAUCUUCCUCAUCUGCUCGCUCUUUUUUCUCAUCUGCAAAGUCCAAGACAACAGCAAGCGGCACAUGAUCUCCGUCUAUUUUUUCUUUCUCUUAGGCACACUCGGCAUUUUUGGUCUCACUUUUGCCUUCAUCAUUAAACUCAAUGACAGGACUCGCCCCACUCGCUUCUUCCUAUUUGGAGUCAUCUUUGCUCUCUGCUUCUCAUGCCUCCUCACCCAUGCCUGCAACCUCAGCAAACUAGUGAGAGGAAGAAAGCCCUUCUCCUGGCGGGUGCUGCUGCUUCUCAUUGUUUCCUUUGCCCUGGUACAAGUUGUGAUCAGUAUUGAGUACUUAGUCACCAUGCUAGUAAACCAGAAAGAAAAUUUUCUGACUAUGUCUCGGGAGGAUACCAACAAGGACUUUGUCAUGCUUUUGAUCUACGUGCUCUUCUUGAUGGCUCUGACCUUCUUGGUUUCCAUGUUCACAUUCUGUGGGUCAUACAAAAGCUGGAAGAGGCAUGGGGCGCACAUCUUUGUCACUGUCCUGUUCUCCAUUGCCAUUUGGGUGGUGUGGAUCACUAUGCUCAUAAAAGGCAACACAGUUUUAAAAAAAGAAACCUGGGAUGAUCCUGUCGUGGCCAUUGCUCUGGUGUCCAAUGGCUGGAUUUUUCUGAUAAUGUAUAUCGUCCCUGAAAUUUGCUUCCUCACUGCUCCUCUGAAGGCAGAGGACUACCCUCCAGAAAAUGACUUCUGCCAACCUAAAUUCAUAAAGCAGGCAACUGGCGUGGACAACCGUGCCUACACCCAAGAUGAAAUUCUGCAAGGAAACACAGAAGACCCCAGCUACUCCCCAUACACUUCUCACUUUCAGAUGAAGGCCAUCAACCCCCAGAAUGAUUUCUCCAUCCCUCGCCCCAAGGCCCGGACGAGCCCAUACCAUGACUACACUGGUGGGAAAAGCCCCAUGUAGCAGCUCCACGGGGAGCAAAGAGACUGUGCCCACCAGCAAAGGCAUGGUGAGUGGGCCACGUGGUCACAAGUGAGAUGAUCCUUCAGAAGAGACGGUCAACCCACACCAGCAAAACAGGAAAGGAGUCCUCUUUCCCCCUCUUUCCCCCAUAGCCCCCUCUCAUUUUUCAAACACAGUUUUCAGACACUGCUCCGGCCAUCCUGUCCCUGCUCAUUCUGUGUUUCCGUGGAAUGGAGCUUCUCUCUUCUGACAGAGGAUCGUCCUGGCCUAUUUUCAGCAGGAAUGCUGCAAGGCUAGAGAAGCAGGAAGAUCAUCAGCUGGGUCUGUAACUGGCUCUGCCCCAGACAGGACUUGCUUUAAUCAGCUUGUGGGUAUGCCUGCACCCCACAUCUGACAGGAGUAGAGGCAGGACCAGGAGCAUCAGCCCUACACAUCCCCUAUUCCUGCCCCCACCAUGAAAACAUCUGAGGUACUACUGAGGACACCCUUAUCUAUCCACUGUUACUUUUGUGCCCACUCCCAGCCCUGCCUGGCUCUCCUCUAGAGAUCAGUAUAGAAGAGAUAGACAGAGAGAGAGAGUAUUCCUUUUUUCAUUUUCAUAAUUGCUUCCAACACCGUCUUCAUCAUCUAGGGACCAUGGUGGAGAGGGGGAAGAAAAUUUAAAGACAUAAAAAGAGCUACAGCUAUUUACCCUGACACAUUUUCCAGUUUGCACUUAAGCAUCAGCCUAACUCUGAUCCCUGACCACGUGACCCAGCCUCGUGCUCCCCACUCCCCAGGGGGAGCCCAACCCCGCAGACGAGGGGUUUGGGUCCCUUCUCACCCCUGCCACUCUAGGCUGUGGAUCCAUGAAGACAAAACUUCUUCCAUACAUCUCCUUGCAAUACCCUGGUGGGAUUUAAUCUUGGAGCUCUGCCUCCUUCUGAGUGUGUCCAUGGCAUUAACACAAACAUUUCCGAAGCAGCCAGGUUACAGAGGGCGGGCACCCUUCUUCCCAGGUGUGAGUGAGCAUGAGCAUGUGCACGUCUGUGUGUGUGUGUGUGUGUGUGUGCGUGCGUGCAUGUGUGUGGACUGCACCCUGAUGAUGAGCAAUGAGUCUGCAGAGUUGAAUCAUUCUGUAGCCUGGUUUGUGUUUGCUAAAUAGCUUUCCAUGAUAUUUCAUAUAUAACUACAGAGAGCUCUCCAAGUGGGUGUGUAUGGUACACUGGUGUCUGACACAGCUAUGUAUUUAUUUAGUACUUUGUAUGUGGAAUAUUUAAUUAAUAAAAACCCAAACAGCCUAUGAGAAA